Messenger RNA from Cervus elaphus (red deer), 2415 nucleotides. RefSeq names its product basic proline-rich protein-like. The coding region runs from base 1 to 1668 and encodes 555 amino acids. The transcript is spliced from 5 exons. Gene Ontology annotation, biological process: protein dephosphorylation. The record is from RefSeq and is a predicted model, not a curated record. Gene Ontology annotation, cellular component: protein phosphatase type 2A complex. NCBI's taxonomy places the organism in Eukaryota, Metazoa, Chordata, Mammalia, Artiodactyla, Cervidae. Gene Ontology annotation, molecular function: protein phosphatase regulator activity.
AUGCGCGCAGCUCCGCGGGAGAUGAGGGGAACCCGGGAGUCUCUCCAGCUCCUGAGCGCCCUCCGGAGCGCCCACGCGUCCCACACAGCGUCCGGCCCACCCAGGCGCCCCGCACUGCCUCGGGGCGCUGACGGGCGGCGCCGUGUGAUGACGCCACGCGUCGCGCUGACCUGCCCUGAGUUGGGCGGGUCCCCCCGCGGUCUGACCGCCCGCCUCAGCCGGGACCCCGAGUCCGCGCAGCCCCCCGGGGUGGGGCUCCGCCUCAUCCCUGACCUCCUGAACCCCGGGCCCGCGACCCCCGCCUGGUCGGGCCUCCUCUUCCCCGAACCUCAGGCCCGCGACCCCCACCGAGCCUUGCGCCGCCUCACCCCUGACCUCCUGAACCUCGGGCCUGCGAAACCCACCGGGCCGGACCAGUUCCUCCCCGAACCCGGGGCUCGCGGUCCCCGCCGGGUCCCUGCCUCCUCACCAGACCCCAGGACCCCCACCGGGCCGGGCCUCCUCUUCCCCGAACCUUGGGCUCGCGACUCUCGCCGGGCCGGACUGUCUCCUCAUCAGACCCCGGGACCCCAUCCGGGCCGGGCGCCGCCUCAUCCCGGACCCCAGGACCCCAGGCCCGCGACCCCCACCAGGCCGGGCCUCCUCUUCCCCGAACCCCGGGCCCGCGACCCCCGCCGGGUCGCUGCCUCCUCACCAGACCCCGGAAGCCUCCCGGCCAGGUUCCCGCCUCUUGCCCCAGGGCCCUUGACCCCCCCACUGGCUCGUGCCCUCAGGGGCUGGUCGGCGAUCCCGCGUGUGGUCCAUUCAGGCCGGACGUGGGUCCCGGCUCCAGGCACCUGUGCGCGAGAAAGGGGGUGGGGGCGUCCCUCGGGAAGGAGGGCCCGAGCCCCGGAGAUGCCGCCCGGCAAGGUCCUGCAGCCGGUCCUGAAGAUGAAAGUGGACGAGCUCUUCCUCUGCUGGCUCAGCGAGUCCAGCACGCAGGCGAUGCUCCGGGACUGCUUGCGGAGGAUCCAGAUGCCCGCGAUGCCUGAGAGGGGCGCGGGAGACGCGGAGCAGCCGGGGCCCUGGCUCGCAGCCGCCGCCCCCGACCCUGCCUGGAGGCCGCACGAGUGCGAAGGUCCCGGGGCGCCCGGCCCUACCCCCGCGUCCACCGCGCUUCCCGUGGGAGCCGCCUCCAGUGCCCGGAGUGGGCCGCCGAUUCGAGGGCCUCGACGAUCCGGAGGGGCGAGAGUAUCAUGUCAAACUCUUCGUGACCCAGUGGACUGUAGCCCCCCAGGCUCCUCUGUCCAUGGGAUUUUCCAGGUCCAGACGAGGAAGGAGGAGCCCCUGCCGCCCGCCGCAAGCCGGAGCAUCCCCACCUUCUACUUCCCCCGCGGCCGCCCGCAGGACACGGUGAACAUAGACACCGUCAUCGCCAAGAUCGAGAGGACCUUCGCCCAGUUCCCACACGAGAGGGCCACCAUGGAGGACAUGGGCCGCGUGGCUAAGGUAGGUGUUCCCGUGGGCACGGGGGGUGGUCCUUCUUCGGUCGUGGCAGGCACAGAGCUCGGCUUCUCUGAGUCUGCUCUCUGCCAUCCUUGGGGCCUGAGGCACAGAGGGCUCGUGCUGAGCUCCAUCCUCGCUGUUGGAGGACACGACAGCCUGCGUGCCGUCCCCGGGGCCUCGUGAUCUUAGAGGGACCCUCCCCACGGGCUCUCCUCCGACCUUCCCCUCUGUCUCCCGUCCAAGGGAUGCAUGUCCACAGUCCACACAGCGCGUGUGUGAUACUGUCCACAGUCCACACAGCGCAUGUGUGAUUCUGGACUUAUCCUUAGUGUGCCCGCAGAGAGGUGCUCAUCGCAGAGAGUGUGGCUCUGGACCCUCCGUGUGUACACCCGGCCGUUUGGUGUCUGCAGCAUCUCUCCCAGGAACGCGGCACGGUGUCCUUGGCCACCCCUAAUGCCUGGCUGGCUGCCGUGAGGGGCCCGGGGUCCCUGUGGUCCCUUGCUGUCUCACUGUGUGUGUGUCCAUCACUCAGUCGUGUCCGACUCUGUGACCCCAUGGGCUGUAGUCCCCCAGGUUCCUCCGUCCGUGGGAUUCUCCAGGCAAGAACAUGGAAGCAGGUUGCCAUUCCCUCCUCCAGGGGAUCUUCCUGUGUCAGGGUUUGAACCUGCCUCUCCUGCAUUGGCAGGCGUGCUGAACAGAGGACAGGCCCCUGCUUCACGUCAGUCAGAGGCCCCAGGUUGCCUGCCGGUGUCGUGCCCACAUGUGGGGUCCCUGUGCUCCCAGCCCCCCAACUCUCGCUGUCGUUGACAGCUGUGGGCGGGCACCUCCCGUGUGUUUGAUCCCCCGGGGGUCACGCUGCUGCAGACUGCUUGUGAAUUCAGCAUUGGUUCUUCAGGGCAGUGCGGGGCCUGUCUCCUUUGUCCCUAGUGC